Leishmania braziliensis MHOM/BR/75/M2904 is the source of this 1491-nucleotide messenger RNA. RefSeq names its product putative RNA-binding protein. Bases 1 to 1491 code for a protein of 496 amino acids. Lineage: Eukaryota; Euglenozoa; Kinetoplastea; Trypanosomatida; Trypanosomatidae. The transcript has a single exon. The record is from RefSeq and is a predicted model, not a curated record. Gene Ontology annotation, cellular component: ribonucleoprotein complex; cytosol; nucleus. Gene Ontology annotation, molecular function: mRNA 3'-UTR binding; poly(U) RNA binding; poly(A) binding.
AUGUCUCUGCAAAACCUCUUUGUGGCGAAGCUGCCGCGCAAUAUCAGCGAUGCCGACCUCCUCAAUAUCUUCACCGAGUUUGGCCCCUUCAGUGCUAAGAUCAUGCUGGACGCGGCGACUGGCAAGAGCAAGGGAUUUGGUUUUGUGCUCUUUGACGAGGAGGAGAAGGGCGCCAAGGCCUACAAUGCGUUGAACCGUAAGAUGACGCGUGCCUGUGGGCACAGCUUCACGCUCGUGAUCUACCCUUCCAACCACAAUGGAAAGAUCUUUACCGAGGAGAGCAAUGCGCUGUAUAUCCGCAACAUCCCGAUGAACGUUGGGCAGGAGAAGAUGGAGCACUUUUUGAAGUCCUUCGGAAAUCUUAUCUACUUCGCCAUGCGUGAGGACCACUAUGGCAGCCCGGUGUGGGUCGUCUACGCCGAGUACGAGACUGUCGAGGAUGCCAAGAAUGCACUGGCGAAGCUCCACGGCAACAGCACCUAUUUCCAUGGCUCGGUACCGAUCCUCGCUAAGUUUGAGGACAGCGACGACGCCAAGAAGGCACGCCGGCGCCGUCGUGACGGAACGCAAACCCAUGCCCCAAACAGUGGGUGCAUCUUUCCGCCUCCGCACAACCAUCACGAGAGCACCGGAUCGCUGCCCACCUGUGCCACGACACUGGGAAGCGAGAAUGGUCUCUCUCAAAUUAACAGCGUCAGCUCCAACAGAAUCAUGGAAACCAAAAUGACGCCUACGAGCACGGUCGCUCCACGUGGCAGUUGCACGGGCCGCCUCACCGCCCCCAGGGCAAACCCGUCCUUCUCGAACGCGCCGCCGCCGCCGUUCCGACCCGCCCUGACGGAUGUAACGCAGUACCCUCCGACGCCGGUCUAUUCCAUGCCGCAGCCGCUACCGCAGCCGAUGCCAGGCUACUGCUACACCCUCAGCGAGAGCGGACAUCAAAUUUUCAUCCCUGUGUCGUCUUUCAGCCCUCCAAUAUCGCCCUACGACUUUUCCCCCGCCGCGCAGUCGGCACCACUGCUGCUGGUUAGCGCAACGCUGCCAACAACGGAAACUGGUGUCAAGUCAAACUUUCCUCUACUGAAUUCCACCACGAAUACACCUGUGAUGCUGAUGGAAAAUAGGCCCCAGUACGUUCUCGCUCCUGAUGCUGUGAACAUAAGCUGCGACCCAUUCACUUCUCCGACGUCCAGCCUUGCACCAAUGAUAACAGACUCGCAAUCGACAACCCUGCUGGGUGGGAGGAGAAACCAACCGACCUACACGAGCGGCAGCGCUAGCGUGAUGCGUGCAUUCAGCGUCUCCCAUGAUUCCAGCUACGUAGAACCACUUCAAGUCGUCCCUACUGGCUGCGAUACUGACGGCGGACAUCUCGGUGAAGCAAGUGUGACAGGUCUCAACGACGACGCCGUUCGUGUGCAUGCCCUACAAGAACCUCGCGUAGAGAGACAUUCGACCACUGGCCGAAGUGAAUUAGGCGUGGGGUGGUAG